This is a messenger RNA of Penicillium macrosclerotiorum, 345 nucleotides long. RefSeq names its product Spo12 family protein. The transcript is spliced from 3 exons. Lineage: Eukaryota; Fungi; Ascomycota; Eurotiomycetes; Eurotiales; Aspergillaceae. The record is from RefSeq and is a predicted model, not a curated record. Bases 1 to 345 code for a protein of 114 amino acids.
AUGGACGCCUCGACAACACAAGCACAGCCCCUCGCGGACCGCCCGACCAACACACACCUCGCCAACGCAAACACCGGCGAUAAGUCGGACCUGAAGGCCGCGGACCUCUCCUCCAUGGAGCAUCAUCGCCAAAUUCUGCAGGGCAAGCUUGAGAGCGGCGAAAAACAACCCUCUGCCUACGUCUCACCCUCAGACGACAUCAUGAGCCCGUGUACCAAGAAACUGAGUGACAUCAAGGGCAAGCGCUUCAAGAAUGCUGGCAAGCCUCAAUCGCUGUUCGCCAAGCUCGGAAAGAAGAGCUACGAGCAAUCGACAUCUGCAUCGCAAGCUCCGGUGGCUGAGUAG